CUUUUGAAUAAUUUCCACAGAUCUCACCAGCAUAGAAGUUCCCAUAAAGUUAAUUAAAUUACGUCUUUAAAUUCCCAGAAGACUUUGCGGAGAAUUCCGGAGAAGGAAUAGAGAGAAUUAACUGCCAUGGAGGAGACCCUUUCUCAUAUUGUUCGAGGGUGCAAGUUGGCUAGAGAGCUUGAAUCAAACAUCCCGAACCUCGCCAAGCAGCCCAGGAUGCUGGCCAAGUCCUGUGAUGAGAUCAUGAAGAUUUUCGGGACUGCGAAGGAGAGGCUGAAUGCUCAGGAUGACCACUCGGCAUAUCCCUACAUGUUUGCGCAGGCCUCGGGGAUGGAGACCAGUGGGGAAAUGCAGGAAUGGCUGAAGACAAGCUACCUGCAAGCGCUCCAAGCACAGUAUGGCUUGACAGAGAGCAAGGUAGGUGGGAUCGAACCUGUGACCUUGUCGGGUCAUCCUGGUUUUGAGCUGGGUGGACGGGAUAGGGAAGGCUCAGCCAGAUCAACAGGCAGCGGAGGAGAGUUUCAGGCAAUGGAAGGAUCAGAUUCCGGGAAUAGUAAUUCGCAAAGAUUACGAAGAAGAAAGGAUGAUAUAAGGAAAAGGAAGGAGACAGUAGCAGCGCCUAGAAUUGGGAACACUGAUAUUCCUCCGGAUGACAAUUUUACUUGGAGAAAAUAUGGGCAAAAGGAGAUCCUGGGAUCAAAGUACCCAAGGAGUUACUAUAGAUGCACCCACCAGAAACUAUACAACUGUCCAGCCAAGAAACAAGUACAGCGGCUCGAACAUGAUCCCUUCAUGUUUGAUAUAACUUAUAUAGAUGAUCACACCUGCCACAAGUCUGCCACAGCUCCUUCAGUCCCACCGCCUCCACCAGAAGUGACACCUGAGAUGAUUCAGGCCACAACUGCACAACUGCCCAUGGGGAGGUGGCUCUCCAUGGAACUCAAGCCAACAGGAGAAGCCGCAAAUGCCUUUGUAGAUCAUUCCCAAGUUCAAAUGCACGUAGACUUGGGUCUAGGCGAGGGAAGCAGCAGCAGCAUGGUUGGCACUGGGGGAAGUACUGCAGGUCCUUCCAUGGUUCGAUUCGGGCGAGAAGCGGAAUAUCCAGUGGUGGAUCUCGCUGAUACAAUGUUCAAUUCUGGUAGCAGUAGUAGCAAUAGCAUGGACUUCCUCUUCACUCACACGGAGGAAAAAUGGGAGCCGGCUGGUGACAAGAAAAACUGAUUAAUUCCAUAACCCCAUGAAAUUAUUACUUCUCUUCGGAUGAACCCUAAUUUUGAAUUUGUUAAUUUUCACUGUAUUUGAUAAAGAAAUGACUAUUCAUUCUCACUGGUUCAUGACAUGAUCAUAGCCAGAAGUUCUUGGACUGUCCAAGUUUAGAAAUCACAUUCAUGUGACAAUUUGGCAUUAUUUUCUCAAUUUAGCAAA
Molecule: messenger RNA, 1425 nt
Organism: Vitis vinifera (wine grape)
Lineage: Eukaryota; Viridiplantae; Streptophyta; Magnoliopsida; Vitales; Vitaceae
Product: WRKY transcription factor 55
Exons: 3
Coding region: 127-1221 (364 amino acids)
Biological process (GO): regulation of DNA-templated transcription
Molecular function (GO): DNA-binding transcription factor activity; sequence-specific DNA binding
Source: RefSeq, a predicted model, not a curated record